CUUAAGCUGCUGUUGCUUCUGCAUAUUCUGGUUUUGGACAUGGACCUGUGUUGCUCUCUAUCUGGCUGGUAAAUCUAACAAGAGGAAAGAAACACUAUACAGAGAUCCCUGGAUCUGUGAAUUACACCAAAGAAAUACAAAUAAGAUAUUUCAACAAAUAAAUCAAAUGGGUGAAGGAAGCUUGAGGAAAAGAAAAGAACAGGGCAACAGAACGGAGGAUGGACAAUCCAUUCAGAGUCAGGAACCCCAAGCUACGAACCUAAAAAAAGAGGUGGGCCUAAUUAGUGGAAUCUGUAUGAUCGUUGGUACAAUUAUUGGCUCAGGUAUCUUUGUUUCUCCAAAAUCAGUACUUGCCAAUGUUGGAGCUGUGGGUCCUUGUUUAACCAUCUGGGCAGUCUGUGGAGUUCUGGCAACACUAGGUGCACUUUGUUUUGCUGAACUUGGUACAACAAUCACAAAAUCAGGAGGAGAAUAUCCUUACCUUAUGGAGGCCUUUGGCCCAAUACCAGCAUUUCUAUUUUCUUGGGCAAGCCUGCUUGUCAUAAAGCCCAGUUCCUUUGCUAUCAUAUGUCUCAGCUUUGCAGAAUAUGCAUCAGCUCCCUUUUAUCCAGGUUGUGAUCCACCUCCAGUAGUCAUCAAGUGCCUUGCAGCAGCUGCCAUUGUGGUAAUUACAAUAGUGAAUUCACUGAGUGUGAAGCUGGGAAGUUAUCUCCAGAAUUUUCUCACAGCUGCUAAAAUGAUAGUAGUGGCAAUCAUUGCUAUAAGUGGGAUUGUUCUCCUUGCACAAGGAAAAACCCAAAACUUUCAAGAUUCUUUCAAGGACAGUAAAAUUUCUGUUAGCUCUAUUGGUUUGGCAUUCUACAAUGGACUCUGGGCAUAUGAUGGAUGGAAUCAACUCAAUUAUAUCACAGAAGAACUGAAGAAUCCUUACAGAAACCUACCACUAUCUAUAAUUAUUGGAAUCCCCCUGGUUACAGUUUGUUACAUUUUGAUAAACAUUUCAUAUUUCACCACAAUGACUUCAACAGAACUCCUGCAGUCCCAGGCAGUUGCUGUGACGUUUGGAGACAGAGUCCUUUAUCCAGCCUCCUGGAUAAUUCCUCUCUUUGUGGCCUUUUCUACAAUUGGAUCUGCCAAUGGGGUAUGUUUUACUGCAGGCAGACUUGUUUAUGUAGCAGGCCGUGAAGGGCACAUGCUAAAGGUGCUCUCUUACAUCAGCGUUAAGCGCUUAACACCAGCACCUGCUAUCAUAUUUUAUGGGGCUAUUACUAUUAUUUAUAUUAUCCCUGGUGACAUUAACACACUCAUAAACUAUUUUAGUUUUGCGGUCUGGAUAUUUUACGGUUUAAGUGUAUUUGCACUUAUUGUUAUGAGGUUUACAAGAAAGGAACUCAAGAGACCAAUCAAGAUACCUAUUGUCAUUCCAGUUAUAGUGACAUUAAUAUCCAUUUUAUUGGUUCUGGCACCAAUCAUCACCGCACCUGAACUGGCCUAUUUGUACUGUGUUUUAUUUAUACUAAGUGGACUUAUAUUUUAUGUACUUUUCGUUCAUUUCAAGUUCAAGUGGUCCCAAAAAAUAUCAGACCCCAUCACUAUGCACCUUCAGAUGCUUUUGGAAGUUGUUCCACCAGAGGAAGUUGCAGAAUAAAAUAUUUUGUGUGAUAAAGUGUUUUUAAGUGCUA
Molecule: messenger RNA, 1682 nt
Organism: Meleagris gallopavo (turkey)
Lineage: Eukaryota; Metazoa; Chordata; Aves; Galliformes; Phasianidae
Gene: SLC7A9
Product: solute carrier family 7 member 9
Biological process (GO): L-cystine transport; amino acid transmembrane transport
Cellular component (GO): membrane
Molecular function (GO): L-cystine transmembrane transporter activity; neutral L-amino acid transmembrane transporter activity
Source: RefSeq, a predicted model, not a curated record